Molecule: messenger RNA, 1597 nt
Organism: Fragaria vesca subsp. vesca
Lineage: Eukaryota; Viridiplantae; Streptophyta; Magnoliopsida; Rosales; Rosaceae
Exons: 14
Coding region: 100-1293 (397 amino acids)
Biological process (GO): mRNA splicing, via spliceosome
Cellular component (GO): cytoplasm; nucleoplasm; ASAP complex
Molecular function (GO): RNA binding
Source: RefSeq, a predicted model, not a curated record
CCGUGCCCUCUCUUUCACUCCUUAACCACUCACCUUGUUUCUCUCCACAGCUGGGCGGGGUUUAUCUAGGGUUUCGUCUUCCCCCCCUCUCCGUCGUCCAUGGCGAAGAAGCCAAUCCGCGGCCGUCGCUCGCCGCCUUCCGGCUCCGGCUCCGGUUCAUCCUCGCUCUCCCGCUCAUUCUCGGGCUCUUCCUCCCGCUCCUCCUCGCGCUCCCGAUCUCGCUCCUCCGCCUCCUCCUCUUCCCGGAGCGGCAGCUCUCGUAGUCCUAGCCCCCGCUCCUCCAAAAGAAGUCCUGGCGCUCGACGAGGUCGAUCUCCUCCACCAGCUAAAAGGGCAUCUCCACCUCCAAGGAAAGCUUCUCCGGCUCAUGAGUCACUUGUUCUUCACAUUGAUAAGCUUACAAGGAAUGUGAAUGAAGGCCAUUUAAAAGAAAUUUUCGGAAACUAUGGUGAAGUUGUAAACGUUGAGCUGGCAAUGGAUCGCAGCGUUAAUCUUCCAAAAGGAUUUGGAUACGUGGAGUUCAAGAUGAGAGCAGAUGCUGAAAAAGCGCUAUUACACAUGGAUGGUGGUCAAAUUGAUGGUAAUGUAGUUCAAGCAAAGUUUACAUUAUCUCAGCGUCAGAAGUCGCCACCACCUAAGGCUGUUGUGACUGCUCCAAAGAGAGAUGCUGUGAAAGCUGAUGGUAUUAAUGCUGAUAAGGAUGGACCAAAGCGUUUGAGGGAAGCUUCUCCUCGUCGAAGACCACCUUCACCACCAAGGAGAUCUCCAGUAGUUCGUCGAGGUGGAUCUCCAAGAAGACGGCUAGAUUCUCCACCACCGCGUCGUAGACCAGGUUCCCCUUACCGUCGCGUUGAUACAUCUCCAAGAAGGAGACCUAUUUCUCCAUCCCGAGGCCGUUCUGGGUCUCCGCCACCAAGGCGUCGAUCCCCAGCUAGGGUUUCUCCAAGAAGGAUGCGUGGCAGCCCCCCUGCUCGCAGACGUGGCUCUCCUCCUAGGCGCCGUUCACCUCCUCGACGGGCUCGUAGUCCUCCCAGAAGGUCUCCAAUCAUUCGUAGGCGUACCCGUUCUCCUAUUCGUAGGCCUGCUCGGUCACGUUCAAGAUCAAUUUCACCUCGGAGAGGCAGAGGUCCUGCAACGAGACGUGGGAGGUCAUCAUCAUCAUCAUCCUCUGGAUCACCUGGUCCACGCAAGGUAGGCCGGAGGAUACCAUCUCGUAGUCCAAGAAGGCCUGCAAGGGGAAGAAGCAGUAGCAACAGCAGCAGAAGCAGUUCACCGCCUCCUCGUAAGACAUAGGCCUUAACGAGGAAGCAGAAGCAGAUCACAACCUCGUAUCUCAUAGAUUAAAGUGUUGCCUGAUGGACUGUCUGGUGAAGCUAUUGUAAACAUAUAUGGUACUAUCAUUUCAUGGUGGAACUUUAGAAUUGCAUCUUUCUAUUGUUGUUUGUCUUGUUUCCUUUUAGUUUACACUCGGUUUCCCAAUGGAGAACUGGUGACUCGAAAGAACUUAGUUGGAUGAUAUGAUCCCGUAAAUGUUGUCUCGGUAAAAUAAAAAAGACAAUUGGUGAUAAUAUUAUUGAACAAUGAGUUUCCGAUUGCA